CGUGUAUCACCGCUGUCAGUGGUGUCUGUUCAUCUGCAGCAGCAGUGAAAUACAGCUUAAUCCAGAUCUGUUGGCAUUGCAGUUGUGCUGAUUGAGGCACCAUGGCUAUUUUAAUAUAUUUUUUUGUUGUUGUAGUGUUUUCUGGAGCAGCUUUUAGCCAAGAUAAAACGUAUGUCCUUACAGCACCAAAAGUCUUCCAAGUUGGGGCAUCUGAGAAAGUCGUAGUUCAAGCUUUUGGCUAUGUGAAGGAAUUUGCAGUCAAUCUUGCCUUAAGAAGCUUUCCAGAUAAGCUUGUUACUUAUUCUUCUGGCCACAUGUCUUUAAAUCCAGGCAACAACUUCCAAAGUUCUGUAACAGUAACACUUCAGCCAACAGAUUUAGGUGGCCCAGAGGACUCACUCAAGUAUGUGUAUUUGGAAGCUGUUUCUCCGCAUUUCUCCGGUCUAAAAAAAAUUCCUGUUUCCUAUGAGAAUGGAUUUCUUUUUAUUCACACAGACAAACCAGUGUAUACUCCAGAUCAGUCGGUGAAAAUCAGGGUUUACUCUCUGAACGACAAACUGCAGCCAGCUCACCGAGAAGCUGUCCUAACUAUUGUGGAUCCAGACGGAGUGAAAGUGGAUAUCCUAGAAGAAAAUGACUUUACUGGAAUAGUUUCUUUUCCUGACUUCAAGAUUCCUCCUAAUCCCAAGUAUGGAACUUGGAGGAUUGAAGCGAAGUACAAGAAAAUUUUCACAACUUCAGCUGUUGCAAAAUUUGAAGUUAAAGAGUACGCUAUGCCAAGCUUUUCUAUUGUCAUAGAGCCUGAAAAUAACUUCAUUAGUUCUGAUAAAUUUGAGAACUUCAGGAUUGCUGUGAAAGCUAGCUAUUUUUAUAAUAAAAAGCUUGCAAAGGCUGAUGUUUUUCUACGUUUUGGAAUAAUUGAAGGAACUGAAAAAAGAAUGAUGCCUCGUGCAAUGCUUGUAACUAAGAUCACAAAUGGAAUUGCUGAGAUCAAUUUUAACAGUAAGAAAGCAGUGAGUUCUUUAGGGUUUCAAAGCCUAGAAGAAUUGGAUGGGUCAUAUUUAUACAUUGUAGCAUCGGUAGCAGAGUCUAUGGGUGGCCUCAGUGGUGAAGUGGAAUUUUCUGGGGUCAAAUAUGCUGUAUCUCCUUACACACUGAGUUUGAUUGCUACUCCUCUCUUUAUAAAGCCUGGACUUCCAUUCUUCAUUAAGGUGCAGGUGAAGGAUACAGUGGAUCACUUUGUUGGAAACAUCCCUCUAAUUAUCACUGCAAAAUCCUUUAGUCAGCAGAUGGAUGAGACAGAGUUGAUUUCAGAAGGUUCCGAAUCUGGGAUAAGAGAAACAAACAUAAAUGAUGGAACUGCUUUAUUUGUUGUUAAUAUCCCAUCAGAUAGCAACCUACUGGAGUUUCAAGUAAAAACUGCUGAUCCACACCUUUCGGAUGAAAACCAAGCAACCAAAACCUAUGAAGCAAGAGUUUAUUCAUCCUUAAGUCAAAGCUAUCUUUAUAUUGACUGGGCUUCAAACCACAAAAUACUGAAUGUAGGAGAUUUCAUAAGUAUUAACAUAUAUCCACGAAGUCGAUACAUUCAUAAUAUAAAUCACUACAGCUAUUUGAUCACGUCAAAAGGAAAGAUAGUAAGCUUUGGAACUCAGAAGAGAAUUAAAGACUUGGAAUAUGAACAUCUGUCUCUUCAGAUAACUCAAGAAAUGGUUCCUUCAGCACGUCUUAUUGUUUACUAUAUUGUGGGAGAAGAACCUGCUGAGUUAGUAGCUGAUUCAGUUUGGCUAAAUGUUGAACAGAAGUGUGGGAGUAGUCUUGAUAUUAAGUUGCUAUCAAACGAAGAGACACAUAAGCCAGCAGAAGUUGUAUCCCUUAACAUAAGAACACAAUUCGAUUCCUUUGUUGCUUUGUCAUCUGUUGACAAGGCAAUAUAUGGAGUAACAGGAAGAGGAAAGAAAGCAAUGGAAAAAAUAAUGCUGAAACUGGAGAAGAGUGACCUUGGAUGUGGUGCUGGAGGAGGACAAAACAAUGUUGAUGUAUUUCGAAUGGCUGGGCUUACAUUUUUAACUAAUGCAAAUGCUGAUGAUUCAAAUGAAGCAGGUGAAAAGUGCAAUGAAGUUAUAAGAACCAAACGGUCUGACUUCGAGGAUCUAGUACUCAAAGAAGCAUCCAAAUAUAAACACGCAGGAAUUCGAAACUGCUGUAUGGAUGGAGUAAAAGCUUAUCCAAUAACUGAGACUUGCAGUGAUAGAGCUCGGCGAAUUCAGAGUCAUCCCAGGUGCAUUUCAGCAUUUGUAAGCUGCUGUGAAUUUGCAAACAGACUGCGGGAAGAAGAGCCUAGUAAGCUUCUAAUACUGGCAAGAAAACAAUUCGAGGCUCUCUUGGAACUAGACGAGGCAGAAGUUCGAAGCUAUUUUCCUGAAAGCUGGUUAUGGGAAGUUCAUCAAGUUUCUUCACGGUCAAAGACUUUGUCUGUCACUCUGCCUGAUUCGCUGACUACCUGGGAACUGCAAGGUGUUGGUAUUUCUAAUAAAGGUAUUUGUGUUGCUGCGCCACUGGAAGUACAAGUUGUAAAAGACAUCUUCCUUAGCAUUUAUGUUCCUUAUUCUGUGGUGCGAGGAGAACAAAUUGAAUUAAAAGGAUCCGUUUAUAACCAUAGAGCUUCUGCAAUUAAGUUCUGUGUUAAAAUAGCAACUGGGGAAGGAAUCUGUUCUUCUGGAGAUUCUGUGACUACUGGAGCAAGGAUGCACAACUGUAAAGUGAAGAAUUUGGGUGCUGGUUCUUCAUCGCCAAUUAUCUUCAGGAUUCUUCCUUUGGAAUUAGGUCUUCACACCAUCAACUUCACACUGCUGACAACUGGGAGCAGUGAAACUGUAGUUAAAACAUUACGUGUAAUGCCAGAAGGCAUUAAAAAAGAACUUAAUGCGGGUUUCACUUUGGAUCCACAAGGUGUUUAUGGUUCAAUCAAGAGACGACAGGAAUUUCGUUAUAAAGUUCCACUAAACCUGGUCCCUAAAACAAAAAUUGAUAGAAGUGUCAGUGUAAAAGGACAUCUCAUGGGUGAAGUAAUUGCCACAGUCCUCAGUCCUGAAGGUCUUAGUAUUCUUACAACUCUGCCAAAGGGCAGUGCAGAGGCAGAGCUCAUGAGUAUUGCCCCAGUAUUUUAUGUGUUUCAUUACUUGGAAGCAUCAAACAACUGGCGUGUGCUGGGUCCUGAAACCUUAACGUCAAGAACUCAAAUGAGGAGGAAGAUGAAAGAAGGAAUUGUAAGCGUCUUGUCAUUCAGAAAUUCUGACUUCUCAUACAGCAUGUGGAAGAAUAGGAAAGCUAGCACAUGGUUGACAGCUUUUGCUUUAAGGAUUCUUGGACAAGUUAAUCAAUAUAUAAACCUUGAUCAAAUUUGUUUGUGGUUGAUUGAUAACUGCCAAAUGCCAGAUGGGUCAUUCAGAGAAUUUUCAGAUUAUCAACCAGUGAAACUACAGGGUACAUUACCCACAGAAGCUAAAGAAAAAUCUUUGUAUCUCACAGCAUUUUCUGUCAUUGGCAUUGAAAAAUCAAUUAAAAUAUGCCCUACUCAGAGAAUCCAUGAUGCUAAAAAUAAGGCAGGAGAUUAUUUGUUGAGAAAUUCACACUCUGCUCAGAGCCCCUUUACGAUGGCAAUAAUUUCAUAUGCUUUAGCUCUUGUGGAUUUGAAUCAUCAGGCUGCAAGGUCACUGUUCUCUGCUCUGAAGAGGGAGGCAUCUGUCAUAGGUGAUCCUCCUAUCUAUCGCUUUUGGAAAGAUGGUUUUAAAACAUCAGACCUAUAUGCUCCCAGCUCUGUUACUGCACAAAUGGUUGAAACUACAGCAUAUGCUUUGCUUACUGCUUUGUUAAGAGGAGACAAGAACUAUGCUGAUCCAAUCAUCAAGUGGUUGUCUGAAGAACAAAGAUAUGGUGGUGGAUUUUACUCAACUCAGGAUACUGUGAAUGCUCUUGAGGCCUUGACUGAAUAUUCCCUUCUUGUCAAACGGCUUCAUCUGGACAUGGGUGUUAAGGUUGCAUACAGAAAUCAUGGAGAUCUUCAUCUAUUUAAACUGACAGAAGAUAAUUUUGUGGGAAGAGCUCUGGCAGUACCUUUGGAGGAUGACAUAUAUGUAAGCACUGGCAGCAGCACUGGCAUCGCUACAGUGAAUGUAAGGACAGUAUAUAAUGUAAUGGGCACUUCUGAAGAGUCAUGUAACUUUGAAUUGAAGAUAGCUCCAAAGACAGAUGAUGGUUACAGCGGAGUAGAUGGUGAGCCACUUGGGCGCUUAGAGGCUUGUGCGAAGUACAGGCCCCGCACAAGGGAGCCACAGUCAGGAUCUGCUCAUGUGGUGAUGGACAUAAGUUUGGUUAGUGGUUUGGAAGCAAAUACAGAAGACUUAUCUACUCUUGCAAGUGGAGUUGAUCAGUUGAUAGCUGACUAUGAGAUAAAAGAUGGGCAUGUUAUUCUGCAGAUAGACUCUGUGCCAGCUGACCGCUUCCUCUGUGUUGGGUUCCGAAUAAGUCAGCUUUUCCAUGCUGGAAUGCUAAAUCCUGGCACAUUCACUGUAUACGAGUAUCACGCACCUGAUAAAAGAUGCACUGUAUUUUAUAACCCAUAUGGAAAUGAAAAACUUGUGAGGUUGUGUGAAGGAGAUGAAUGCAAAUGCAUGGAAGCUGAGUGUGGCAAAGUACAAGAAAGACUGGAUCGGUCAAUAACUGCUGAUACCAGGAGAGAAGUUGCAUGCCAGAAUGAUAUUGCAUAUGUUUACAAAGUGAAAAUCUUAUCUCGAAGUGAAGAAGGUUACUUUGUAAAGUAUUCUGCAACUAUUCUUGAUUUAUACAAAAGAGGACAGGCUUUUGCUCAAAAAAAUAAUGAAGUUACCUUUGUUAAAAAAAAGUCCUGUACUGAUGUUGAGCUGAGCCCAGGAACGCAAUAUUUGAUCAUGGGAAAAGAAGCCUUAAAGAUAAACAUUGGUUACAGUUUCAGGUUCCAGUAUCCUUUGGACUCCAGCACAUGGAUUGAGUGGUGGCCUUCGAAUACAGCAUGUACAUUUUGUCAGGAGUUUUUAAACAGAAUGGAAGACUUUGUUGAAGAUCUCAUCAUCAGUGGCUGUUGAUCUAUGUGAAGAAUUUUUUAAUUAAAAAUACAGAUCACAUCUCAUUAAAAAUUCCUCAGUUGUUUAGUAA
Molecule: messenger RNA, 5193 nt
Organism: Coturnix japonica (Japanese quail)
Lineage: Eukaryota; Metazoa; Chordata; Aves; Galliformes; Phasianidae
Gene: C5
Product: complement C5
Cellular component (GO): extracellular region
Molecular function (GO): endopeptidase inhibitor activity; protein binding
Source: RefSeq, a predicted model, not a curated record